AUAUUACAUUCCACGUGCACAAGAACGUGCAUGAAAUGUAAACGCCUUACAUGCCACUCUCAUGCAGCCCAGCAUUGCAUCCUAGAAGAUCAUAUAAUUGUUUUCGCAGAAAAUAGAUCGUGUAAACAUAUUGCAAUGUGAUAUUUAGGAUAAUAUACGAUCAAGCAAGAACAAAGAUUACAGAAUCAAGAAAACAAAAUGUUCCUACAGUUUGUCGUCUACGUCUCCGUCUUUAAUUUAGCGACUGCUCAACUGCGCUGGCAACGUCUUCACAACGGUGGACUGGUCAACACUCCGAUCCACCGCCGCGACCACGCCCUGGGGUUUGACCCGGAGAGGAACCAGUUGAUUCUGUUUGGAGGCAGACCGGGACCUCUACACGACACGUGGACCUUUAACAUCACUAGUGCAAGCUGGCGCAAGGUGGUUUCCACCGUACACCCACCAGGUAGAUUCAGCUCUGUGAGCGGCGUCAGCAACGGCUACUUCUAUGUCACGACUGGCGAGGGAGACGGGAAACGGUUUUUAUCUGACGUGUGGCGGUUCAAUCUUCGAACUGAGGUUUGGGAAGAACUACCGGGACAAGUGAAACCCGAUUAUGUCAGAGCACGUGACUGGACGAAAUUGUCGAAACAAGUCCUGAAGCCAGAUGGGCGGUAUGGAGCGGCAGGGGGGAUAUUUCCAAACACCAACAACAUCUUCGUUUCCCUCGGGUUCGCCACAGAAGAUUUAUUUGACACCUUCACGUACAAUGUCCAUAAGAAAGGCUGGUACAGAGAAUUUUGUGACAAUAAACUGUGCAAUCCGUACGACCCUCGUUAUCCCCACGCACGAUUCCUGCAUAGUGGGACUGUGAUUGAAAACGACCAGUUGAUCAUCUUUGGUGGCUGUCUGACUGCCGGCCCAUGUCCGUCGGGGGACUCGUGGCUGUUUGACAACAAGAUCAAGAUUUGGAUACAGAUGGACGACUGUGCAACUCCGAGUAUUUACAGCAGCAUGGCUGCUCUACCCACCGCCCUGGGACAUCGACGAGUGGUGCUUUACGGCGGGAUUGAGCACCUCGGUCAAGUCAUGCAUACGACAACCAUUCUAGCUGACCAAGUUACAAUUCUCAAUCCGGAUACAGGAGUCUGGACCAGUCGACGAAUUUCCGGUCACGGAUCGAGUGACAACAUACCUGUGCGCAGAGCAUCGGCUGCUAUGGUGACGGGGAAACAUGGAAUAUACAUGUUUGGUGGAGAGGACUUACAAAAGAACGAACAGUUGAAUGAUGUGUGGAUUCUGAGGGGCGACGCGGCGUCGUCAGACAGGUCCCUGGCUCUACCCUGCUCCAAGACGUUCAUCAACUACAUCGCCAUACACGGCAUCCUGAUGGCGGUCGGCUGGGGAUUCUUCCUGCAGUGGGGAGCGUUCAUUGCGCGAUACCUGCACACUACGUCGCCGGCUUGGUUCUACGUCCAUGUCAUGAUGCAGAUCUUCGGUCUGUGCUGUGCGUUAGCUGGUUUUAUUUUUGCUGUUCUUUCCGUUCAGUUCAACCACUUCGUAACCGUCCACUCAAUAGUUGGCUUGGUGACCAUGAUACUGGGAAUAUUGCAACCCUUCAACGCUAUCAUUCGGCCCCACAAACUGGAAAUGGAGCAGAAGACGUACAGACGACGUGUCUGGGAAGCCGUCCAUCACUUCGGAGGUCGGAGUGUCCUCAUCCUGGCGCUCGUAAACAUCUCGCUCGGGGUCUUCAUCGCCGUCUCCAUCUUCCUCAUCUGGACGCUCUGGUUCUCCUACCUGGCCUUCCUGGUCGGCGUCUACUUCCUGGCGGAGAUGUUGCGAGGAAUCAGGGGAAGGAAUCGCCACACCUGGACCGAGGUGUAUUCUGACAACAAGACCAAGGACCAGGUGAACGGAGUGAGCGCCGAGAAAGAGCCGCCGGUUGAUUAUAUGUAUGACAACACGGCCACCGAAAUAGUCCAUCUGUGAUUUCAUUGUGAGGGGAGAGAGAAACGAGUAAAUGAAAUUAAUAUUAAA
This is a messenger RNA of Gigantopelta aegis, 2022 nucleotides long. RefSeq lists its product as uncharacterized. Gene Ontology annotation, molecular function: protein binding. NCBI's taxonomy places the organism in Eukaryota, Metazoa, Mollusca, Gastropoda, Neomphalida, Peltospiridae. The record is from RefSeq and is a predicted model, not a curated record. Bases 199 to 1974 code for a protein of 591 amino acids. The transcript has 13 exons.